AUGUCAUUUAGAGUCCCAGACAGAACGGGUUCCAAACGGAGCAGAUCUCGCUCUCCCUCAUCCUGGCGCCGCCCUGAGAAAUUGCCUCGUCAAACGGAUGGCGAUAGCCCGGCGAAGGAUCGUUCGCGAGGAUCUCGAUACAAGGGUCCCUCCGGGCGGUAUCCGUGGAGUAUGAAAGAGCAGACUCAGUUGAACCAACUUCAAGAGGAUGAAAAAAUGCGGGAAUGGGUUGCCCAAGAAGACGAUUUCGUGCUGAAGCAAGCAAAGAAAAAAGCAGAGAUACGAGUGAAGGAAGGACGUGCAAAGCCAAUUGACUGGCUUGCAAUUACCCUACGAGUCAUCGAUCCUACAAAAGACCCUUUGGAUGAUGAAAUAGCUGAUUCGGAACUCGACCUGAUCGACCCAAAUGGCGUUUUCGAGGGAUUGUCACCCGACCAACUACGUGACCUGGAGGCAGACAUAGACACUUUUUUGACACUUGAAAAGCACCAUAAGAAUCGGGAUUUUUGGAAGACAAUGAAAGUAGUCUGUGGAGACCGCAGACAGAAUUCCCAAGCGUCCGCACCUGAAGGUCGAGCGAUGAAUUCUGUUGUUGAAGAUAUUAACAGACUUCUCAGCCCAAAGUCACAAGAAGAGCUUGAAACGCUUGAGGUGCAAAUCAGGCGGAAGCUUGCCUCCAAGGAUCCUAUCGACACAGAUUACUGGGAGCAACUCCUGAGAAGUUUAACAGUUUGGAAAGCUCGAGCGAAGUUGAGGAAAGUCUACCAAGCUGUUAUUGACAGCCGCGUCCAGGGGCUGCAGAAACAGCAGAGGGAAGAAGCGGCAGCUGUACAGAAGAAACUUGCACCGCUCGCCCCUUUUUCGGAAGGAAAUGGCGGCAUGUCCCCAUCCCACGCCAACAAAGAAAUAAUACAGGAACUUGACCCCGAGCCGCUUCUGCAUCUUCGGCCUCAAGAUAAAGGACUUGAGAUUCUAGACGAAGAAGCUUUUCUAAGCACAGUGGCCCUUGACCGUCAAAAGAUUCUUAAAAUGGGAUUUGUCCCUCUACGGCACCGUACUGCAGGGAGACAGUCAGCCUUAGUUGCGACAUCUGCCGUAAAUACGUCUCCUGCCCAAUUUUCGUCUCGGUUUGCUGCGAUUCCAAAUGAAGAUUUUUCUCAGGCCACAAAAGCUCUGUACGAGCGAGAAGUGGCAAGAGGAGUAAGCGAGAAUGAAGAGAUUUUUGCUGGCGAAGAAGCCGUGAAUACUGUUGCGAAGCCAACCUGGGCCAACAAGUACCGGCCUCGCAAGCCGAGAUAUUUUAAUCGUGUGCAGAUGGGUUAUGAGUGGAAUAAGUAUAAUCAAACCCACUACGACUACGAUAACCCACCGCCAAAGGUCGUUCAAGGAUAUAAAUUCAAUAUAUUUUACCCUGAUCUUAUCGAUAAAACCAUGGCGCCGACUUAUAAAAUAGAGCGGGAAAAUGGCAGGAAACGCGGGCAGUCAUUUGCUCCAGCUGGGGAAGAGGAUACUUGUCUCAUUCGUUUUGUUGCCGGUCCUCCCUACGAGGAUUUAGCAUUUCGGAUUGUGGACAAGGAAUGGGAUUAUAGUGCAAAAAGGGAGAGGGGAUUUAAGAGUAGUUUUGACAAGGGGAUUCUCCAACUUCAUUUCCAGUUCAAAAAGAUAUAUUACCGCAAAUAA
Paracoccidioides brasiliensis Pb18 is the source of this 1680-nucleotide messenger RNA. RefSeq lists its product as uncharacterized. The record is from RefSeq and is a predicted model, not a curated record. Gene Ontology annotation, molecular function: protein binding. Bases 1 to 1680 code for a protein of 559 amino acids. Gene Ontology annotation, biological process: mRNA cis splicing, via spliceosome. The transcript has 5 exons. Gene Ontology annotation, cellular component: cytoplasm; spliceosomal complex.